UAUUCUUUCAUUCAUUUUUCUAUGUAAUAAGCAUAGCAAUAUUAAUAAUCCUUUUCUUAAUACUCAAAAAAAUUUAAUUCCCUUUUCAAUAUGAGUAUGAUUGUAAUAACUCUUGCUCUCUUAUCCUCCCUUUUGAUUCAAGGGUCCCUUGGAGAGGUGAUGUGCGAGGAACUAAAUAAAGAGGAAUGCGCGUUUGCAGUAUCAUCUACUGGUAAACGUUGCGUGCUAGAGAAGUACGUACGAAGAAGUGGUAUGGAGGCGUAUAAGUGCACCACCUCAGAAAUUGAAGCUGAUAUGCUUAAGGAUUUGGUUGAGAGCAACCAUUGUAUUGAGGCUUGUGGUUUAGAUCGUGAUACAUUAGGAAUUUCUUCCGAUUCUCUUCUUGAGUCUCGCUUUACUCAAAAGCUUUGCUCUCCACAAUGUUACCAAAGAUGCCCUAAUGUUGUUGAUCUUUACUUCAAUCUGGCUGCUGGUGAAGGUGUAUAUCUUCCAAAAUUAUGUGAGACACAAAGAGAGAACCCAAGGAGAGGAAUGUCUGAAAUUAAGAGCUCCGGAAUUGUAGCCUUAGGACCCGUUUCAAGUAUCCAUGGAUCUAAAUUCGAUGGUGCUCAAGUUGGAUCCAAUUCCAUUGCCCCAGCUUUAUCUCCUGCAUUUGACAUUGCUCCAGCUUUGCCUCCUUUUUAAUUACCUAACAAGAGAAUUAAUUUAUUUGCUGAACAUAAUAUUUAAAGAUUAAGGCUUCAGUAUUUUUGUUUCAAAGAAAAAAAAAAAUUAAUUCCUACACAUGGGAGACAUAUAAUUGCCUUGUAUGAAAGAGCAUGGUUGUUGGUCACUUUAGAAUUUAUAAUUUUGUUACAAAAUUGUAUUGUAUUUCUACAUAUAUAUGUCAAUGUAUAUUAUACUUGCCAUC
This is a messenger RNA of Amaranthus tricolor (Joseph's coat), 910 nucleotides long. RefSeq lists its product as uncharacterized. The record is from RefSeq and is a predicted model, not a curated record. NCBI's taxonomy places the organism in Eukaryota, Viridiplantae, Streptophyta, Magnoliopsida, Caryophyllales, Amaranthaceae. The transcript is spliced from 3 exons. The coding region runs from base 91 to 684 and encodes 197 amino acids.